This is a messenger RNA of Arabis nemorensis, 231 nucleotides long. The record is from the annotation of a GenBank genome assembly. Lineage: Eukaryota; Viridiplantae; Streptophyta; Magnoliopsida; Brassicales; Brassicaceae.
AUGGCAGCAAGAAGUUCUUUGAUCCGCUUCGCCUUCGUCUGCCUUGUCUUGGCCGUGUUGGUCAUGACUGCCGAGUCCCACGAAGGGCACGUCCAUGCUCCGGCUAUGGCUCCGUCGGCACAUGCUCCCAAGGCUCAUGCUCCGGUUCCAGCUCCAAGUGCUGCCACUUUCUCCGCCUAUCCUCAGCUCAUCGCCACCGCAUUGGUCGGUGCUUUGUCUUUCGUCCUCUGA